Molecule: messenger RNA, 486 nt
Organism: Suillus plorans
Lineage: Eukaryota; Fungi; Basidiomycota; Agaricomycetes; Boletales; Suillaceae
Exons: 3
Source: RefSeq, a predicted model, not a curated record
GACCCUUCAGAUGCCGAUGACGGUGAUUUCACAGGGGAUGACUCUGACUCUAGCUCGGAGUCAGAGUCAUUAGGCUCUAACAGUGAUGUCCAGGAGAUAACAAAUGUGGAGCUUGCUGCAAUGCUGCCUACGAAAACUGUACCACAACGAGGGGGAAACGACACACGCCAACUCCGACAGAAAACGAAGCGCAAGGCCAACCGACCUUUGCCUGCCACCAGCGACUCCCAGGCAUCCAAGCGUGCUCGCGUGGAGGAAGUAGAUGACGAGGACAGUGGUAGCUUACAGCCAUCGACGAGCUCAGCUCUUCCCCGACUAUCGAAGGUGAGUUCUUUCCUCAAGCGCAAUCCAAUCUAUUAUUUCUACGAGCUUGUGGAGAUGAAUUCCGACGGACAAGCAGGCGACGUUGGCGACAAACACUACAAAUGCUAUUUGGGCAACCGCAAGGUCCUUACCAUCACGCGUGCGAUGAAAAGCAGUUUGAAU